CUCUCUCUCUAUAAGCUUUUGCUUAAACCUCGUUCCUUGUCUUAAAAAAGAAACCACAUCAUCUUCUAAAACCUCUGUCUCUCUUUCUUUCUCUUACCUCUCUGUUAUUUUGCUUCUCUCUCUCUACAGAGUUUUCUUUCCCUCUAAGAAAAACAAAUAUUUUUUUAAUUUUAAUUUUUUCUUGGCUCUCUGUUUAUAAGCUUUUCAAGUUUCAUCAUAAGAAAGAGGAGGAUUUUUACAAGGAAAGAGAUUUUGUAUGUGUGUCUUAAAAGUGGCAAAUCAGGAAGAUAACGUUGGCAACAAAGCCGAGUCUACUACUACUACUACUAAAGAAGAUGAUCACCGGACGUUAUCUGAUAUCGAUCAAUGGCUUUACUUGUUCGCCUCGGAAGACGACCACCAUCACAACCGUCAUAACUUCUCUACGCAGCAGCAGCAGCCGCAGCCGCAGCCGCCCUCGUCGUCUUCUCUUAUGUCGGGUUUCAGCAGAGAGAUGGAGAUGUCUGCGAUUGUCUCUGCUUUGACUCACGUUGUCGCUGGAAAUGUUCCUCAGCAUCCACAACAACAACAACAUGGUUGUGGCGGUGAUGGUAGCGGAGAAGGGACUUCGAAUUCCUCUUCUUCUUCCGGUCAUAAAAGGAGGAGAGCGGUUGAUGAAGGUGGCGGCAAAGCGGUCAAGGCAGCUAAUACUUUGACGGUUGAUCAAUAUCUCUCUGGUGGUACUUCUUCUACUUCCAAAGCGAGGGAAGCUUCGAGUAACAUGUCAGGUCCAGGCCCAACAUAUGAGUAUACGGCAACUGCUAAUAGCGAAGCGUCGUCGUUUAGUGGGGACCAACCUCGGAGAAGAUACAGAGGAGUUAGACAAAGACCGUGGGGAAAAUGGGCGGCUGAGAUUCGUGAUCCGUUCAAAGCGGCUAGAGUCUGGCUAGGUACGUUUGACAAUGCUGAAUCAGCAGCAAGAGCCUACGACGAAGCUGCACUUCGGUUUAGAGGUAACAAAGCCAAACUCAACUUCCCUGAAAACGUCAAACUCGUUAGACCCGCUUCGACCGCUGCUGCAGCACCACAACCCCAAACAGCUGUUCAGAGGCCGACACAGUCAAGGAACUCUGGUUCUACGAUAAGACCUGAUUCGGACCACACCAUUCCCAUUCAUUCUCAGCCGUCGACGCAACCGUACAACUCGAGUUACUCAGAGAUGGCUCGUCACCAACAACAGUUUCAGCAACAUCAUCACCAACAGUCCAUGGAUUUAUAUAAUCAAAUGUCGUUUCCGUCACGUUUCGGUCACACCGGAGGUUCAAUGAUGCAAUCCACGUCGUCAUCGUCAUCUCCAUCUCGUCCUCUGUUUUCCUCAGCUGCGGGUCAGCCGCAGCCAGAAUCAGCUAGCGAAACCGGUUAUCUCCAGGAUAUACAAUGGCCAUCAGAGAAGACAAGUAACAGCUACAAUAAUAAUAGUCCAUCCUCCUGAUGGAAUUGCUUCAUUUUUUUUCUCUCUUCCUAUAGAGUAAUAGAAAAGAAAAAAACGAUUAUAUAUCAUAGGGUUUUUGUCCCCCAAAAUAUUAUAGGGUUUAGGUUUGUAUUGCUUUGCUUCCAUACUCGCAUGUUUUUGUUAUUUGGUUUUUUAAAAUUUAUUAUAUUUUUGCAUAAUAAAUUUGUUUCGUUGUGAAAAACACUAGAAAAGAUGACGGAGAGAAAAAGAAAACUAAAAAGGACGAAGAGUUUUGUAUAUAAUCUUAAAAGGUUUCCUACAGAGCC
Molecule: messenger RNA, 1758 nt
Organism: Camelina sativa (false flax)
Lineage: Eukaryota; Viridiplantae; Streptophyta; Magnoliopsida; Brassicales; Brassicaceae
Product: ethylene-responsive transcription factor ABR1-like
Biological process (GO): regulation of DNA-templated transcription; ethylene-activated signaling pathway
Molecular function (GO): DNA-binding transcription factor activity; DNA binding
Source: RefSeq, a predicted model, not a curated record